GUGUGCGGCGUUGACAACAUCAUGGUGCGCCCAAUCAAGAGCACUCGCGGCGCGGCGAGCGUCGCCGACAAGCUGGAAGAACGCUUGAAGCAAGGUGACUACUAUGGUGCAUUGCAAAUGUACAAGACGCUGUACAGUCGGUAUGCUGCUUCCGGCGACCACUUGCGCGCGAUUGAACUCGCGCACACUGCGGCGGUGCAACUUGCCAACCACGACCAGUGGACCGCGUCUCGGGAAAUGGGAUGUUUGUUACUGGACUUGUACGUCGCGAACAAGGUGCCCGUCGACGAAAGUAACAAAAGCCGCAUCAAGGCGAUCUCGGAAGCGUUUCGCAACGCGUGUCCGAAGGAAGAAGCCGAGUUUCUGAAACACGCUGUUAAGUGGAGCAAAACGAACGGGACGCGCCAGCGCGGUGACACCGAGUUGCAACUUUGGCUCGCUCGAGUGUACACUCACGAGAAAGACUUCACGAGCGCUAAUAACCACUACUUGCAUGCGGAGAGCCCCGUCGAGUUUGCUGGCGUGUUGGCGCAGCAUGCCAACGAAGGCUACGCGAGCGAAUCCGAUCUCUUCGUCGCACGAGCAGUUCUUCAAUUGGCAGCAUUGGAGAACUUGAGGGAUGCCAACGAAGUUUUGGCCACGUUUUUGGCUAAGAAGCCGCUUGACACGCCGCUCAUCAAUUUCGUCAAGUUUCUCCUGCGUACGCUUGAGCGGGAUGCGCUGCCGCUGUUCCAGCUCCUCCAAGAGCGCUACUCGCAUGCACUGUCGCGUGACCCGGCCUUCCGCAAUUUUUUGCAAAUCAUCGGCCAAAAGUACUACAACGUUCAGCCGCCACAGUCUGCGUUGAGCUCGCUCAUGAGCAUGUUUGGCGGUGGUAUGUAAGAGUUUACAUGAACCACAGUACGCGUUCAUCUUUGACGAACAUGUCUGCCCCACGCGCAUUGCAGUAAUAUUCGAUCGGGAGGGAGAUCCCUUCACGCUGUUCGCUUUACAGUAAUCCGCGAACAGCCGAACCCUUGAAAUACAUUCUAGCUUGGAUUCACA
Aphanomyces invadans is the source of this 1044-nucleotide messenger RNA. RefSeq lists its product as hypothetical. Bases 22 to 882 code for a protein of 286 amino acids. The record is from RefSeq and is a predicted model, not a curated record. The transcript is spliced from 4 exons. NCBI's taxonomy places the organism in Eukaryota, Oomycota, Saprolegniomycetes, Saprolegniales, Verrucalvaceae. Gene Ontology annotation, cellular component: cytosol. Gene Ontology annotation, molecular function: protein binding. Gene Ontology annotation, biological process: protein insertion into ER membrane.